AUGAACCAAGUAGACCUUCAUCAAUUUCAGAUUCAUCAACAAACUACAGAACCAUCUGAUUUAUUAAACAAUUCUGAUUCAGAUCAAAACACUGCAUUGUUUAUCACUUCAUUACUAAACGGUCAACAAUCUAGAGUGAGAAGAGGUAGAGAUUCUAAUUUUAUUGAUAAUAUUGAUUUAGGAUCAGAUCCGCAUCCAUUAUUGUUAGAAGCAGCUGCUCAUCAUAAUACUAUGACUAUAGCUGAAGCUUUAGGAUUACCAAAUCCUUAUGAUAAUCUUCCUGAACGUCAAGCUAAUGAUCAAUCAUCAUGA
Melampsora larici-populina 98AG31 is the source of this 312-nucleotide messenger RNA. RefSeq lists its product as uncharacterized. Lineage: Eukaryota; Fungi; Basidiomycota; Pucciniomycetes; Pucciniales; Melampsoraceae. The transcript has a single exon. The coding region runs from base 1 to 312 and encodes 103 amino acids. The record is from RefSeq and is a predicted model, not a curated record.